AUGACAGACUCACGCCAACUCCACCUAACAGCCUUCAUGCGCCCAGUCUGUCUCCAUACAGGAGCAUGGCGAUACCCAGGCUCCUACCCAGACGCAAAUUUCAAUUUUAAACACCUCACUCAAUUCAUCCAAAAGCUCGAAGCCGCCAAAUUCGACGCCUUCUUCAUGGCCGACCACCUUGCCGUCCUGAACAUGCCCGUCGAGGCACUCAAACGCAGCCACACAGUCACAUCAUUCGAACCAUUCACCCUGCUCUCCGCACUUUCAGCUGUCACAGAGAAAAUUGGCCUCGCGGCUACGGCGAGCACUACAUACGAUCUACCGUACCACGUCGCCCGACGCUUCGCUAGUCUAGACCACCUUAGUAAUGGACGCGCAGCGUGGAAUAUAGUGACAACCGGCAAUCCGGAAUCCAGCCACAAUUUUGGCUUCGAUGAACAUAUGGCUCAUGGGGAUCGAUAUAAGCGUGCGCGCGAAUUCUACGACGUGGUUACGGGAUUAUGGGAUAGUUUUGACGAUGAUGCGUUUGCGCGUGACGUUGAGACUGGACAAUACUUUGAUCCGGAAAAGAUGCAUGUCUUAAAUCAUUUUGGGGAGGAGUUGAAGGUUCGCGGACCGUUAAAUAUUGCCAGACCGCCGCAGGGGUGGCCUGUUAUUGUACAGGCUGGACAGAGUGAGCCUGGACGACAACUUGCGGCUGAGACGGCAGAAGUGGUAUUUUGCAGUCCGAGAGAUAUUGAUGCUGCGAAGGCGCUUUAUACUGAUAUCAAGGAUCGGGUUGUGAAAGCUGGACGGAGGAGGGAGCAGUUGAAGAUUCUACCUGCGGCUAUGAUAAUUGUUGGGGAGAGUAGGGAGGAUGCACAGGCGAAGAGGCUGAAGUUGGAUAGUUUGGUGCAUUAUGAGAGUGCGAUUGCGUCUUUGUCGAUUUCGCUUGGGGUUGAUGCUCGUGGGUUUGAUCCGGAUGGUCCGUUACCGGGAGAUUUACCGGAGACAAAUGCGAGUAAGACGAGUAGAGAGGGGGUAGAGCGGCUUGCUCGGGAGGAGGGGCUGACUGUGCGACAGCUUGCGCAACGCUAUGGAGGAUAUUCGGGGUUGACGUUUCUUGGUUCGCCGAGUGAGAUCGCAGAGGAGAUGGAGGUUUGGCUGAAGGAGGAGGCAUCUGAUGGGUUUACGUGUUGUUUUCCGUUCUUGCCCCAGGGUUUGGAGGAGGUAACGGAAAAGUUGAUUCCAGAGUUACAGCGAAGGAGUCUAUUUCGAAAUGAUUAUACUGGCUCUACACUGCGUGAGCACUUUGGCUUAGACAGGCCAGAGAACCAGUUCUUCUCCAAGGUGGUCUGA
Molecule: messenger RNA, 1338 nt
Organism: Penicillium odoratum
Lineage: Eukaryota; Fungi; Ascomycota; Eurotiomycetes; Eurotiales; Aspergillaceae
Product: LLM class flavin-dependent oxidoreductase
Exons: 1
Coding region: 1-1338 (445 amino acids)
Molecular function (GO): monooxygenase activity; oxidoreductase activity, acting on paired donors, with incorporation or reduction of molecular oxygen
Source: RefSeq, a predicted model, not a curated record